CAGUGCAGUGCAGCUGGCACAGGCCAGUUGCGUAAGGAGGGAAAGGAAGUCUCUGCAACCCUUUCCUGGUGGCCUGGGGACAAACAUUAUGCACAGCGCCGAGGCCGUGAAAUCUUUGAUUAAAUUCAACCACUGUAAGCGAUCCAUCUACAGCUUUGAGGUGCCAAGGCGUUGCCCUCUCUGCCAAGAAGCGCUGGGCUCAGCAGAGCUGGCUGAUGCUCCAGUCAGUAUCUCCAGCCCCUUCAGCAAUGGACACCAGGAGAAAUGCUCCUUCCUUCUCAGGCCAACCCAGGGCACGUUUCUCAGGGAGUAUGAUGGAAGGUCUGAUCUUCAUGUUGGGAUAACUAACACAAAUGGAGUGGUGUACAACUAUGACAGAAGUGGUGUGCAGCGGGACAGGACGGGCUGGGAGCAAAGCCUGGCUGUGCCACUCCUGCAGCCUGGCAUGCUGGGACUGCAGCACCAGUGGGACAGGUACUUGGAGGACUUCUCUGCUCAUGGGGCCUGGCUGCCACACAGGUAUAAAGAAGACCACCACAACUGCUACAGCUACUCCCUCGCUUUCAUUAACUGCAUUCUAGCCACUGAGGGAAAGAAGCAACUGGACAAGACUGAGUUCACAGAGGAAUAUGUGGUCCCAAGGACGAGGCUGGCCUCCAAGUACAUCAUGCUAUACCGGGCCAUCGAAGAGCAUGGCUUCUACAUGACUGACCAUGCCAGCCCUGAGGCUCAUCCUCCUUAGGGGAGCCACUGUGCUGAGCAUGGGGUAUGGAAGAAGUGGCAGGACAUUCCAGGUCCUGCUUCAAACCUACACUUUGAAUCCAUGCUUGUGGAUUCCUAAAUGCAUCUAACUGUGGUAAUGAAAAAAUGCAUAGGCUUCUUGAAGCACAUUUCAACUUACGAUGGCCUAAAAAUUCAUAAAAUAAAAAUUCCCCUGGUGUAGGGAACCACUCAGACUGCUUCAAAGCUCAGUGGGUCUAAGGAUACCUGGGGACAUGACCUUAUUUGUGUAGCACAGGUACACAGUGGAAUACAGUUAUGUAACCCUAAGCACAGAUCAACAUGCAUGCACUUUUGCCGCACAAUGUAAGAAUGUAAACAUGAUAAUAUCCUGUAUAAGAUAAUAUCCUGUAUAAGAAUUAUACAAUAAAGACUCAGGUGGCUCUUGCUCUCUUGCACGCUCA
This is a messenger RNA of Cavia porcellus (domestic guinea pig), 1184 nucleotides long. RefSeq names its product MKRN2 opposite strand (gene Mkrn2os). The transcript has 4 exons. The record is from RefSeq and is a predicted model, not a curated record. Bases 89 to 742 code for a protein of 217 amino acids. NCBI's taxonomy places the organism in Eukaryota, Metazoa, Chordata, Mammalia, Rodentia, Caviidae.